AUGUAUCUAACACAGUUGAAAAUCAAAUUUGUUGGUAAAAUUUUUGAGGAUAAAUUUUAUAAAAAUAUUAAUAAACGUUAUUAUUUUUAUAACAUAAAGCAUAAUCAAAAACAAAAUUUUUUUUCUUUUUUUAUAUCUAAUAAGAUAAAAAAUAAAAAUAAUUACAAUAGUGAAUAUCGUGAAUUUCGAACAUUUAACACAUAUCAGUAUCAAAAAGAUAAAAUAGAAUCUUUGAAUUUUUUAAAAAAAGUAAAAAGGUUUUAUAGUAUUAAUAAUAAUAUAGAAAAUUCUAAUAUAUCCUUUUUGAAAUUAAAAAAAAUGUCACUAAACGUUCCACAGGUAAUUAGCCUCGACCCUACUGUUUUACCAGUAAAUUAUACGACGCCAAUUAAUGAUAUAAACAUUGUAUUAAAAGAUUCAGUAAAAGAAUGUUGUAAUUUUGAUGAUGAUAUAGUAAUCUUUUUAGUUCACUCUAAAUCUGAUAAAGAUAAUGGAAAUAUGAAAAUAGGUUCACAAAUUAAGGAUAGUAAAAUAAAUGAAUUUUUAUCAAAGAAUGAAGAUAUUUUUAAUGGAAAAUUAGGAACAUUUAAAAGUUUUUAUAUCUCUAAUGAUAAAAAUAAAUAUAUUAAUUUAUCUUUUAUUAGAUGUGGAACCAUUGAUGAAGAAAUGUCAGAAUUUGAAAUUCGAAAAAUUGUAUCUAGCUUAGUUCAAAUAUUACAUGAUAAUAAAUCGGUAGCUACAUCUAUCAUAUUUGAAAUAGGAAUAAAUGAAUCAUUAUUUAGAUUCUUUUUAGAAACUGUUUUUUACGAAUAUGUAGCUGAUGAAAGAUUUAAAUCAACUGACAAGGUCGACAAGGUCGACAAUAAAAGUGAUGGAAGUGGAAGUGCAGAAAAUAUGAAAAGUUUGGAAAUAUUUUUGAAAAAUUAUAAUAAUGAUUAUGUUAAACAAGUCGAUAAAUCACGAACCUAUUUUAUGGGGACAUAUUUUGCAUCUCAACUUAUAUCAGCACCAUCAAAUUAUUGUAACCCAGUUUCUUUAGCAAAUGUAGCUGUUGAAUUAGCAGAAAAAUUAAAUCUAGAAUGCAAAAUUUUAGGAGUAAAAGAACUUGAAGAAUUAAAAAUGGGAGCAUAUUUAUCAGUAGGAAAAGGUAGUAUGUAUCCAAAUAGAUUUAUUCAUUUAACUUAUAAAGGAAAAGGAGAUAUUAAAAAAAAAAUUGCAUUAGUUGGUAAGGGUAUAACUUUUGAUUCGGGAGGAUAUAAUUUAAAAGCUUCUCCUGGUUCAAUGAUUGAUUUAAUGAAAUUUGAUAUGAGUGGAUGUGCAGCUGUUUUAGGAUGUGCUUAUUGUAUUGGAUCUAUAAAACCUGAAAAUGUUCAAGUUCAUUUUUUAAGUGCAGUAUGUGAAAAUAUGGUUUCUAAAAAUUCAUAUCGACCUGGUGAUAUUAUAACUGCAUCUAAUGGAAAAACUAUUGAAGUUGGAAAUACAGAUGCAGAAGGAAGAUUAACAUUAGCAGAUGCAUUAGUAUAUGCUGAAAAAAUUGGUGUUGAUCAUAUUAUUGAUAUAGCUACAUUAACAGGUGCUAUGUUAUAUUCUUUAGGAACAAGUUAUGCUGGUGUUUUUGGAAAUGAUAAUAAAUUAAUUAACAAAAUAUUAGAAUCAUCUGAAACUUCUAAUGAACCUGUAUGGUGGUUACCAAUAAUUAAAGAAUAUAGAGAAUCUUUAAAUUCAAAAUAUGCAGAUAUAAAUAAUAUAUCAUCAAAUGUUAAAGCAUCUUCAGUUGUUGCAUCUUUAUUUUUAAAGGAAUUUAUUAAAUCUACAUCUUGGGCUCAUAUAGAUAUUGCUGGAGUUGCUUGGAAUUUCAAAGAUAGAAAACCAAAAGGUUUUGGAGUUCGACUUUUGUCAGAAUUUAUUUUAAACCAUUCUAUAUAA
Plasmodium yoelii is the source of this 1926-nucleotide messenger RNA. RefSeq names its product chromosome condensation regulator leucine aminopeptidase. Lineage: Eukaryota; Apicomplexa; Aconoidasida; Haemosporida; Plasmodiidae. The transcript has a single exon. The record is from RefSeq and is a predicted model, not a curated record. The coding region runs from base 1 to 1926 and encodes 641 amino acids. Gene Ontology annotation, molecular function: metalloaminopeptidase activity; manganese ion binding. Gene Ontology annotation, cellular component: cytoplasm. Gene Ontology annotation, biological process: proteolysis.